Messenger RNA from Strongyloides ratti, 393 nucleotides. RefSeq lists its product as hypothetical. The transcript has a single exon. The record is from RefSeq and is a predicted model, not a curated record. The coding region runs from base 1 to 393 and encodes 130 amino acids. NCBI's taxonomy places the organism in Eukaryota, Metazoa, Nematoda, Chromadorea, Rhabditida, Strongyloididae.
AUGGAAAGAACUGGUGAUAAUGAUUGUAUUCCUAAUAUUUUUAUUGGAACAUCUAACACAACAAAUGAUAUUUUAUUUGAAAGUGCUGGUAUUUCACAUACCUUUAGACAAGUUUCAUCAAAUUCUGGUGAAGAGGAAUACAAUAUUAAAGAGUGUAAAUCUAGAAAACAUUCAAGUAUGAUGGAUUUUUCACAGAUGAUUCGGGCUGAAAUUUUUAAAGCUAUCAAUACAAAUUGUGAUGACGAGAGUGUUGUUGAUAAACGACGCCAAGAUCCAAUGAUGAGAACACGUAAAGUAAACCUUGUUGCUCAACUUCAACAUUACUUCAAGGAGGAUGCAAUUUAUAUUAAUGAACAUUCCCAAGGAACUUCUAGUGCGGUUGUGUCAUAUUAA